Molecule: messenger RNA, 993 nt
Organism: Salvia hispanica
Lineage: Eukaryota; Viridiplantae; Streptophyta; Magnoliopsida; Lamiales; Lamiaceae
Source: RefSeq, a predicted model, not a curated record
UCAGAUUUAAAGAAGAUGACUAAGAAUUUUGAGAAUAAACUAGGCCAAGGAGGCUACGGUUCUGUUUACAAAGGGAAGCUGCGAAGUGGCCAUCUUGUAGCGGUCAAAUUGCUCAAAGAAUCAGGAGCACAUGGGCAAGAUUUCAUCAAUGAAAUAACAACUAUUGGAAGGAUCCACCAUGUAAAUAUUGUCCAACUUGUUGGAUAUUGUGCUGAAAGAUCCAAGCGUGCCCUCAUUUUUGAUUUCAUGCCAAAUGGUUCGCUUGAUAAGUACGUCUUCAAUCGAGAAAAAACUUUUUCAUUGAAUUGGGAUAUGAAAUUUAAGAUUGCAGUUGAAGUGGCUCGAGGGAUCAAGUAUUUGCACCAUGGUUGCGACACUCAGAUCUUGCAUUUUGACAUCAAACCUCACAAUAUUCUUCUUGAUGAUAAGUUCGUCCCAAAAAUAUCUGAUUUUGGGCUGGCAAAAUUGUGCGCUGCAAACAAGGAGGCAGUGACAUUGACGGUUGCCAGAGGAACAAUAGGGUAUGUUGCUCCUGAACUUAUCAAUAGAAGUAUCGGUGCAGUGUCUUACAAGGCUGAUGUAUAUAGUUUCGGGAUGUUGUUGGUUGAAAUGCUACACUUAAAUAAAGACUUGACAAGGAACAAUAAUGAAUCAAGUAUGUAUUUCCCAAAUUGGAUAUAUGACCACUUGAACCAAGGUAGGGACAUUGACAUUGGAAAUGUCGAUGAAAAUGACGAUAGAGACAUUGGUCGGAAGAUGACUAUUGUUGCAUUAUGGUGCAUACAAAUGAGUCCUGACAAUCGUCCAUCAAUGAAUAAGGUAUUGGAAAUGUUAGAAGGUGAUGUCGAACAUCUGCAUAUUCCUGAUUAUCCAUCACAAAUAGUGUAUAUGCCAAGAAAUGAGGUAGAAAGUUGGGUUACAGAUUCAAAUGAUUCUAAAUCAUUGUUGCAUAGUAACAAUUACAGCAAUAUUAUUGAGAUUAUUACUUAUUAG